CUGUAACUGGAAAUCACCACUUCCUCCUAACACCCUAUAAGUAAUUGUUAGAACAAUGCAGGUUUUCAUCAUUCAGACAAAGGACCCCUUCUAUCUCUGUGUCUCCCAUCAACUGAAAAAUGAAGUUAAGGCAUAUUCUUCUACUUAUUUUUAUUGGAGUAGUUCUUUCAGCAAUAGAAAGUCAAGGGCUGGGAUUUGAUUAUAAAGACGUGUAUCCAUGCUUAGAAGUGCAAACACGAAAGGUUAAUAUUAAAAUCCUGCAGAGUUACACAAUCAAAACCAUCCCUUUCAAUGCCGUUCUGUUUUUUGCAAAAAAUGGUGUAAAGAUCUGUGCUGACCCCAAUCAGGCCUGGGUUAAAAAAGCUAUAAAUACGCUGGACAAGCAAGCUCAAAACCAAUCUAAGAAGGGAACAAGCCAAAAGAAAGUGAAAAAGACAACAACCAAAACAAAAAAAAAUGCAGGGAAGAAAACUCGAGGAAAACCAAAGAAAAGGUCUGAGCCAAGCAAAAAAGCAUCACCAGUAUAAUCCAUCAUUUCAUCAUGAAUCUUCUAACCACCAGGACUCCAAGCUCUGAGUAACCUCAAAUAUCACUGAAAAUAAACUAAUAGUGGCGACC
Bufo gargarizans (Asiatic toad) is the source of this 618-nucleotide messenger RNA. RefSeq names its product lymphotactin-like. NCBI's taxonomy places the organism in Eukaryota, Metazoa, Chordata, Amphibia, Anura, Bufonidae. Gene Ontology annotation, cellular component: extracellular region. The record is from RefSeq and is a predicted model, not a curated record. The transcript is spliced from 3 exons. Gene Ontology annotation, biological process: G protein-coupled receptor signaling pathway; lymphocyte chemotaxis; immune response. Bases 120 to 527 code for a protein of 135 amino acids. Gene Ontology annotation, molecular function: chemokine activity; CCR chemokine receptor binding.